Messenger RNA from Penicillium macrosclerotiorum, 1896 nucleotides. RefSeq lists its product as uncharacterized. Lineage: Eukaryota; Fungi; Ascomycota; Eurotiomycetes; Eurotiales; Aspergillaceae. The transcript has 3 exons. Bases 1 to 1896 code for a protein of 631 amino acids. The record is from RefSeq and is a predicted model, not a curated record. Gene Ontology annotation, biological process: chromatin remodeling.
AUGGAUGACCCGGCUUCCCGUAUCUCGCAGCAAUUGCUGCCGCACAUGCACCUUGUGUCGCUCAAUCGAUACCCCAAUAUGCACAUGAUGCCGACCGAGACGGCCGUGGAAUAUUUGGCUAGCGCUCCUCGUAUCUGCCAGUCACAACCUAUGAGUUGGACCUUCUUGGAUGGACCAGCUGAUGGCACUGUGAUGCUAACAUGGCAGCCACAUGGCCAUAUGGGCGCCAACUUCGCCAGUGACGGUCAUGUCUGGGCCGACGUGGAGCAAGCUGUUCCCUUCGAAGUCCGAGGAUACACUGUCGAGAUGUACACCCACCGCAGUGGUUACCAUCCUCCGAACGAAACCGUGGCCACUCACUGCCGCAAGCGCUAUCGCAUUGUCGCCUGCAACAUCCCGAAUGCUCCCCAGCCUGAUCCCUCAUUGUGGAUUGUUCAUUAUUCGCGCGCACCUCAGCAAGACCAUGUUCCCGCGAACCGCAUCCCUGUUCCCCCGCCGGUGCAGAACAUGAUGGCCCAGCGACGAUUCUUGCAGAGUCAGGGCCAGCUUCUCCGUAAAGAAUUUCUGCUUCAUGACCGAAACAACUGGCCUACGAUCAACUUCCCCCCACAGGCCGUUCCGCAGCAAUUUGCACCGCCCCAACAACCUUACCAAGCCGCCCAGGGCCAGGUGCCCCGGCCAGGUUUUUACCCGCCGCAGGGGCACCAAGUGCCCGCUCCAGCCCAGCCAAAACCAGCUCGCGCACAUCGUGCUUCAUCGGCCGCCGUCGCUGCUGCAUCGGCCGAUUUCGCCUUGGAAGAUGAGGAUGUUUCAAGCGGCGAUGUGUUGGACCUUGUGACACCUCGGGAGGUCAGCAAGAUGCGCUACGUGCAGCAUCAUGAAUGGAUGGAGGAAAUCUUUGCGUCCCCGUAUGCUAUUUCGCAGAUUGCUCCAGUGUCCCUUGGCCUUGGUCGAAAGGGUGAGCUAGAGUCUCUGACCGCAGGCUUCUUCGAUGCACCUGGGCCUAGUGGAGAAGGCCAAGGAGCAGGCGAUGCGCCGGAUGCGACUAAGAUGGAACCAGCCAAGGCGGAAGAGUUUGCGGACCGCGUUGCUAAGAAGGUUGCCGAUAUGACCGCUGAGAUCGAGAAGCUGAAGAAGCAACACGCACGGCGGAUGGAGCGUUUCAACCGCAGCUCUCUUUUUAAGGAUGCGGAGCUGCGCCUUCGUGAGGCUGCUACCGACCCCACCCAAACUGGCCCAGAGGUCUGGCGACUGGAAGGCCGAAUUGAUAUUCCCAACGAAGACGAUGAAACACCCCAGCUAGAGUACGUGGAAGACAAGGCCAAAUACCGAGUCGACGAUGUGGUGCGCGAUGUAGAGAGCUCGUGGAAGAAACAGAUCGUGCCUGAACCCAAGGUUUCAUGUGUGGAGAAGGGCGGUCUGUUAGAAAAGAUCGAACCCGAGCACAAAGAAGAGCCAGAAUCCUUUACCAAUGACAUGAUGUUGGAUCAAGGAGAGUCGCACCUGUUGAACCAAUUUGGCAGCCCGGCUGCUGAUAACAACGGCAGCGCACCUGCACAGCCUAUGCCGAGCGCUGAGAUCUCAGCCGACGUCGAGAUGGACCUGGGUGACCAGCUCACUGCCGGUCGCGCGACCGGCGAGACUGGCGACUGGGUUAUGGUCAAUGAUGAAAGCAAAGAAGGUGCACCGGCUCCUGAAGCCGGAGACGCAAGUCUUGAGACGACCAACUUCGACGAUUUCACCAACAUUGAUAGCGCAGGCGAUGCACUUGCUGCUUAUACCGAACAAAAUGACGAGCUUGACCUUCCUGACCUGGAGAAUUCGGCAUUCGGUGAUGCCUUCCAUGCCUCAGACAAUGAGCAUUCUCACAACCCGGAUGCGGACGAGAUUUCUUAG